Messenger RNA from Benincasa hispida (wax gourd), 2672 nucleotides. RefSeq names its product general transcription factor II H2 (gene GTF2H2). Lineage: Eukaryota; Viridiplantae; Streptophyta; Magnoliopsida; Cucurbitales; Cucurbitaceae. The record is from RefSeq and is a predicted model, not a curated record. Gene Ontology annotation, molecular function: zinc ion binding. Gene Ontology annotation, biological process: DNA-templated transcription; nucleotide-excision repair; regulation of transcription by RNA polymerase II. Gene Ontology annotation, cellular component: transcription factor TFIIH holo complex; transcription factor TFIIH core complex.
UAAAAUUUUUCAAUAAACCCUAGGUUCAGUCGUUUUCUACUUUCUCCGCUCCGAUUCAUUUUUCUCAAAUUUUCCUCUCCCAUCGACCUCCGGCAGCGCACUGCCACGCCAACCUUACUCCUCUCUUUCUUCCUCAAUCUCCACAGUUGCCCAUUUUCCAUCGCCGGCGCACCUUUGCAUCGAUUUUCUUUCUCCUUCCUCAUUUCACUCUCUACUGCAACCUCACGUCGCAAGCUGACCCUUUGCACAAUGCUUUUUUGGAUGUUUCGGUUUUGAGGCUGAAUCGCGACGCCGUGGGUGUCGGUGACUGUAACACGCCGUCGUGGGUAUCAGGUCAGUGGCGGUUGGCUCGGUGGGUCUCGGUUGUCAGAGGCAGUUUCCGGCGGUUUAUCUCAGUGCCGGUGUGAGUCUCGGGUUAGAGACUGAAGCACGCAGUGGGUUCCCUUAUUUGCAAUCAAACGGUAACAUUGAGAUUGAUGUAAAGAUUGUGGGUAAAUUUCAAGGGAGUUGAUUUCUAUUCUGCUGGUGUUGUGGGCGUUUAAAUCCGUUGUUCUUCUUCAUUGUCGAUUCCUCAUCGCACUUUCUAUCGACGGAUAGGGCCUCAUUUCCCAUUGCUUUUUACGUACCUACUGUAACUCUUGAGUCCCCUAGUUGUGAUUGUUCUCUGUGUAAAGCUUGUUUUAGGUAUUGGGGUUUCAUCAAUUUGAUCUUGUUUCAAAACCCUCGAGCUUAGCUUCUGAGGGAGUCCUUAAACAUGAACAAUGGCGAAAACAGGCGAUUGAAUGGGGAAGCCGAUGAAGAAGACGAUGAUGACGAUGCCAAUGGCGGACUUGCUGCGUGGGAAAGGACAUAUGCGGAUGAUAGGUCGUGGGAGGCCUUGCAAGAGGAUGAGUCUGGACUUCUUCGCCCGAUCGACAAUAAGGCAAUUUACCAUGCCCAGUAUAGAAGGCGCCUUCGUUCCCUUUCUUCCUUAGCAACCACUGCUCGAAUUCAGAAGGGUCUUAUUCGCUAUCUCUAUAUCGUCAUUGACUUCUCUAGGGCUGCUACAGAAAUGGAUUUUCGACCAAGUCGAAUGGCUGUUGUGGCAAAACAUGUAGAGGCUUUUGUCAGGGAAUUCUUUGACCAAAAUCCACUGAGUCAGAUUGGUUUGGUGACUAUAAAAGAUGGGGUUGCUCAUUGCUUAACAGAUCUUGGUGGAAGCCCUGAAUCCCAUGUUAAAGCUUUAAUGGGUAAACUGGAAUGUUCAGGUGAUGCAUCCCUGCAGAAUGGUCUGGAACUUGUCCACGGCUUUCUAAAUCAAAUUCCAUCAUAUGGGCAUAGAGAAGUUUUAAUCUUAUACUCUGCUCUUAAUUCUUGUGAUCCUGGAGACAUCAUGGAGACAGUUCAGAAAUGCAAAACUUCUAAAAUAAGGUGUUCAGUAAUUGGUCUUACUGCAGAAAUUUUUAUAUGCAGACAUCUCUGCCAAGAAACUGGUGGCUCAUACUCUAUAGCAUUGGAUGAGUCUCAUUUCAAAGAGUUGCUAUUGGAGCAUGCACCCCCACCCCCAGCAAUAGCAGACUCUGCAAUGCCUAAUUUAAUCAAGAUGGGGUUCCCACAAAGAGCAGCAGAGAGUUCUAUUGCAAUAUGUUCAUGUCACAAGGAAGCUAAAGUUGGAGGGGGCUAUACUUGCCCUCGAUGCAAAGCACGAGUUUGUGAGCUGCCCACAGAGUGUCGGAUUUGUGGAUUAACACUUAUCUCCUCACCCCAUUUGGCUAGGUCAUAUCACCAUCUCUUUCCAAUUAUACCAUUUGAUGAAGUCUCUGAUAAAGUACUUCAUGAUCCACGAAAUCAACUUCCAAAAGUUUGUUUUGGCUGCCAAGAAAGCCUCAUGAAUCCUGGCACAGGUAACAGCCCAGGCAUCCGUGUUUCUUGCCCAAAGUGCAAACAACACUUCUGUCUUGAUUGUGAUAUUUAUAUCCACGAGAGCUUGCAUAAUUGUCCUGGCUGUGAGAGUUUCAGGCGUCCCAAAUCGGCGACUUCUGAUGAAUGAAUGUCUACUUUCGGAUGCAACUGUAUGAUGGCCCUAACCGAAUCCAAACAUGACUGCUCUGUCUGUUCAUUUGGGUAAAAAGCUGUAACAAGCUUUGUACAACUGUUUAUAGUUUCAACCAUGUCAUCCAAUGAUGGUGAAUCUAAGGCUCACAUUAUGACUGCAGAGUCGUCUUUCGUAUUUCUUGACAGCUCCUAACCAAUUUCAUAGAGAUCCAAAGCUUUGUGGUUUUGACACUAUAUGCCAUUGUUGAAAUUGGCUAGAAGAUUAAUUUUUCAAGAUGAAAGGCUGAAACCCACUUUCCUUCUAGGCUGCAGGAUGGCUGAUUUUACUUGGAGUGUACCCAAAAUUGACCCCCCAAUGGACAAUUUCCAUUUUCAUGAGAUUUUGCAGGAACUUGAUAAUAAUUAUUGUCUGAUAUUUAAGAUGUAUUUGUCAUUCAUAUUCUUUUAGUUAAGUUAUGAAAUGAGCUUGUGCCAAAAACUUCAGUGUCUACUAUUACCAAUAAACAUUUAGGUACCAACGUUGUAAAUAUUAGCCAACAUGGUUAUAGUGAACUUUCUUUCAAAUGUAAUCAUAUUGGCUCAUAAGGACAGGGAACUUUUUUGGGGAGAAUGGAAAAAAGAGGGCUUUGCUUUACUAA